AUGACGGAACGUUAUCGGACCGUCUACAGUCAGCUCUAAACUGCACCAUGUCGUGGUGUGAGCAGGAAGGGCUGACAAUAAACCCCAACAAAACCGUGAUAAUCCCGUUUACUAACAGGAGGAAACACGACCUUAGGCCGCCUACCUUGAAAGGAACCCAAAUGACCUUCAGUUCUGAGGUCAAAUAUUUAGGAGUAAUCCUUGACAAAAAGCUGAACUGGAAUGCACAUCUGGACUAUGCGGUAAAGAAGGCAACUACUGCUAUCUGGGCGUGCAACAAAAUGCUCGGCAAAACCUGGGGCCUUAAACCAAAACUUGCAUUCUGGUCUUACACCACCAUCGCUCGACCUAGGGUAACCUAUGCGUCGACCGUUUGGUGGCCGAAGACUGAACAGAAGACAUGUCAGUCGAAGCUGACCAAGCUCCAACGACUGGCAUGUCUCUCUGUAACGAGUGCAAUGAAAACAACCCCUACCGCGGCCAUGGAAGCCAUGCUAUGCAUUCUGCCUUUACAUUUACAUGUGAAGCAGGAGGCAGCGCUUGGCGCUCUACGACUACAACGGUGUAACAACUGGGUGGAAGGAGAUGGAACGGGUCACUCGCGGAUCGUGAAGGCUUUUGACAUUUCCCCCCUUGCAACUUCAGUCUCGGACUGCAUGGAGGUGAUUGAAACAAAUCGCCAAAUGUGGAGUAAUGGAGGACCUACACUUCCAGAAGGAACUAUUCGUUUCUUUACGGAUGGUUCAAAAAUGGGCACUUCUACUGGAGCUGGAGUCUUCGGUCCUCGAACCAGGGAAACCAUAUCUAUGGGAAAGUGGCCUACCGUUUUUCAAGCAGAAGUGUAUGCCAUACACAUCUGUGCGAGGACGUGUAUUAUGAGAAAUUAUAGACACGCAAAAAUCGGUAUUUUCUCGGAUAGCCAAGCUGCACUAUUGGCAUUAAAAUCCUCUAAAUGCGAAUCCAAACUUGUUUGGGAGUGCGUCGCUUCCCUCAGGGAACUUGCUUCUCGGCAUAACAGAGUCAUGUUGUUUUGGGUCCCAGGGCACUGCGGCAUUGAAGGCAACGAAAUGGCUGAUGAACUUGCCAGACAAGGCUCAUCAAACAUCUUCGUGGGUCCCGAGCCGUUCCUUGGAAUCUCAAAAAGUGCCGUAAAGCAAGAAAUAACUAAUUGGGGACAAUCGCAAAUCGCUUCAAUCUGGGGCGAGAUGCGAGGAUUGAGACAAGCUAAAACUUUUAUCACUCCAAGUCCUUCAAUUGCCAGGAAACUUCUUGGCUUAAACCGUAGGGAACUACGAAUACUCGCAGGGCUUCUAACAGGACAUUGUCCUGCCAGAUAUCACCUGCACAAAAUCGGCAGGUGGCCUAACAACCUCUGUCGUUUUUGUUUAACUGAGCUGGAAAGCUCGGCACAUUUACUCUGCUUCUGUGGAGCACUUGUGUCUCGAAGGUUGCGGUUCCUUGGAUCGCACCUUCUUACGCCGUACGAUGUAUGGCACCACACCCAUCCCAAGAAGGUCAUACAGUUCAUCGACUGUAUUGCGCCGAAUUGGGAUAAACCAUGUCUGCAAAAUAACCCCUCGUCUUCCGAUCCAAUGGAUACGAGUAAUUUGUAGUAUGGACAGUAACCAGGGUACAUCACAAAAGAUAGCCUUCUCAGGUGGUCGCAGUGAACUUAACCCAAUGCCCAUUGGGCAACAAAAAAAAA
This is a messenger RNA of Culex pipiens pallens (northern house mosquito), 1705 nucleotides long. RefSeq lists its product as uncharacterized. The transcript is spliced from 2 exons. The coding region runs from base 48 to 1613 and encodes 521 amino acids. Lineage: Eukaryota; Metazoa; Arthropoda; Insecta; Diptera; Culicidae. Gene Ontology annotation, molecular function: RNA-DNA hybrid ribonuclease activity; nucleic acid binding. The record is from RefSeq and is a predicted model, not a curated record.